Molecule: messenger RNA, 704 nt
Organism: Triticum aestivum (bread wheat)
Lineage: Eukaryota; Viridiplantae; Streptophyta; Magnoliopsida; Poales; Poaceae
Product: zinc finger protein 7
Exons: 1
Coding region: 82-609 (175 amino acids)
Source: RefSeq, a predicted model, not a curated record
UUUUAUAGCAAGCGAGAGGACUACCAUCAUAACACAAACCUUGAGCAAUCCUCUAUUGCACCACUCCCAACAAAGAAAGAAAUGAAGAGAGCACCUGAAGCAGAAGAGCAGAAAUUAGCUAGCCAAGGUGAUGAAGCUGGUCGCGCCGACAAUAGUACACCGACACCAUGGCUAAAGCUGGGCCUUGAUGCACUGAGAAGUGAAGAAGCUAAGCCUCCAGAGGCCACCCCUCAACGGACGUUCUCCUGCAACUACUGCCUGAGGAAGUUCUUCAGCUCGCAGGCCCUUGGUGGGCACCAGAAUGCACACAAGAAGGAAAGGUGUGCAGCCAGGAGAUCACGAAGCUUUCAGCAACUGAUGAUACGCUUUCCUCCAGCUGCUUCCUUCAUCCAACCUAUGAGGGCCAGCCCCCACUCCACAAUUCUGACUGCGCAAGGUGAAAGGGCCGCUGUUGUUGUUGCAAGAUUUCAUGACGGCCAAAUGAGAAACAGGAUGCCUUUUGCAGUAGAGGAAGCUGCCUAUUUCGUGUGGCCUGGGAGCUUCAAAGCAAGUCUUCAGGAGCCCAUGAAGCAACCAGAGGAAAAUAUUGAUUUGAGCCUGCAUUUGUAAUUUCUAAUCCAUAAUUCCAUGUAUAAACAUUUUCUGUGAAGUCAAUAUUUUGCAUCAUCUUUUGAGGUGAGGGAAUAAGAUUCCAAACUUGUACC